AUGAGUAACUUGGAUAGUUGUGAAACACCCCCGGUACGGGUUCCAGAUAUGGAAAGGAUACGCAACGCACGUCGAAAACGGCAGCAGCAGCUCAAAAGAUGGGCUCAGUACGACAGAUCUAUGGAGAAAAAAGAAAGAAAGAGCCGUACCUCUGUCUCACCUCCUCCAGGAUCCAAUCCUGGUGGGCGCAGCCAUCCCGGCCUUCUGCGGGCUGUCCAAUUCUCACAAGCUGUCAUUCUUCUUGAAGCUGCUGCUCGGGAUGAUUUAGACGAAGAACUUCGUGAUUCUAGAUAG
This is a messenger RNA of Mesocestoides corti, 294 nucleotides long. NCBI's taxonomy places the organism in Eukaryota, Metazoa, Platyhelminthes, Cestoda, Cyclophyllidea, Mesocestoididae. The record is from the annotation of a GenBank genome assembly.